AGGCAAAUGCUUUUCAGGAAAGACUUAUCCAUCCCAAUGUCCCAUAAAUGCAUGGCUGAAAAGCAUCUGCUUUCAUAGGUAGCAAGUCUGAAGUUGCUUACUAAUUGCUGUGUAAGGGGAAUACACAAUCCACUUAAUCCACCCUUCCUGAUUCUAGGCCUGAAUCACCCUCAUCAAAGGCCCAUUCAGGUGUUUUUGUGCUGAUGUUUGAUGGAACUCUCUCAUCCACUGAUGGCAAGCAAUUACAGAUACCGCAAGUUCCAAGAGUUCCAACAUGCUACCAGAUUUGGAGUGUUGAAGAUAUGGGCAGAGCUGAGGUUGAAAUUCUGGGGUCUGGAAUUGUGGUGCUGGAAGAAAUGGCGAAGAUAAUGUCCUGUGUACAUGGUUGGGCAAUCACAUCCCGUGAGCAGAAGGGUCUCCCCCCAUAUGAAGAUGUAGAGGUUCAGCCAUUUCAAAAACUGGAAUUGAGCAUUUGGGAGCUACUGAUGAAUCAUAGAGGUGAAUAUGAUGAAGGUGUGCAGGGGCUGCACAGAAUUACAAGAAACAUUGAAGUGUGGAGCAGGUAUUUGAACUUCCUGAUGAGCUUUGCCAAUUUUCACCAAUUCACCAACUGGGGAUAUGUCUGGACAGCUGGAGCAGAUGGGGAAGUUAGUCAUUGGAAUGGCUUGGGGGAAAGAGAGGAAAUUGUUCAACUUCUGGAAACAAAUCAGGUGCAUUGUGCUCCUGGGAAUCCCCCAGUUAUAGUGGAGACAAAGAGAGCCAAUACAGGAGGAUUGGUAUUGGAGGCACUUUCAUUUGUCUUCACAGGGUCUUUCAUACAACUGCCUCUCUUGCAGAAUGAACUGGGAAAUGAGGAGCAAAAUGGCAACCAUUUGCAGAUAAUCCAGGAUGCAGCCAACUACCUGCAGAGAAUAAUUGUCCUCAUCCAGAUGGAAGAAACUGAGUCUCGCACCUUCUACCCCAGAGGAGGAGAGGAGAAUAUAAGAAGAUAUAGGGAUGAAAGUGGAAAUUGGCUGGGGAUCCUCCUGAUUCAGACUUGGGAUCAUCAAGCAAACAUUUUGCACAUUCUUCCUGUUAUACCUUCACUUCGUAGCAGGGAGGGGAACUCCUACAAGGAGAGAGUGGUAGAUCCGAUCUGCAUUUAUUACAGAGAAUGGAAUGGAACACGAAAGCAUGUGGCCAUAAAUCUGAUGCACCUAAUUCAGGUUAACUCGUUCAUGGGCAGUGGGAAGAAUUCUCCCCAGAAAACAUUUGAUCCCAGUGCCCUGGCAGGGCUUCCUCCCACUCUUUCACAUGCACAUCAUCAACUGAGCAGCACAGCGGCGUCCCUUGCCUUCUCCUGCGAUCCAGCGAAGUCCCCUCGCUGCGAUCGCAGCGAGAGCCUCCUGUGUCCACGGGAACUGCAUGAGCAAAUAUGGUGGGGUGUGCAAGCAGAAGAUUCAGGGGAUGCAGAAGAUCCAGGAAAUGCAGAGGAUUCAGGGGAUGCAGAGGAUUCAGGAGAUGCAGAAGAUUCAGGAGAUGCAGAAGAUUCAGGGGAUGCAGAAGAUUCAGGGGAUGCAGAAGAUUCAGGGGAUGCAGAAGAUUCAGGGGAUGCAGAAGAACCUGAGGAUCCCAAUGUCCCAAUCCGCCCAGCACAAUCCUCCCUCCGCAGAAUCUGGAAGCCGUUCGGCUCUUUGGUCUUGCGUGAGACUGUUUCUUUUGGAUGGGUGAAGACACGAAACCGGCUGGAAAGUGAAGAGACAGAUAUAUGCAGGGAGCGAUGA
This is a messenger RNA of Darwinula stevensoni, 1763 nucleotides long. Lineage: Eukaryota; Metazoa; Arthropoda; Ostracoda; Podocopida; Darwinulidae. The record is from the annotation of a GenBank genome assembly.